CAAGCUUUGUUCACCAGUGGAAGCAUCGUGUGAGGUGUCUUGAGCCAUAUGGAAGUUGGUCGGUUGCUACAACUAGUCUUUAGUCUGAUCUUCCUCCUUCUUCUCUUUUUUUUGUAUGUUUUUUGUUGUUUUUUUUAUUUAAAAAAAAAAUGAUUGAUCCUCUUCCAAUCUUCCAUCAGAUUUAUGAUAAUGUGCGUCAUGCAAUUACACAAAUGCAUACAAAUAUUUCAAGGUAAAACUCAAUAUGUGUGUGUGUAGCACAGAAGAUAGACCCAACAAAGAAGCAAACCCAAAACAUCUGGAUGUCGGAGUCUCAUCUUCCAGCGGCUCAGAGAUAAGGACGACGACGCCGAGCUCAACGCGAUGGUCGGCGACUCCUGCUCCCGAUGCGCAGUCGGGAGGACCCGGCGUCUCCUCCCCUGUCUCUGCAGCCUUACUGCUUUUCCAUCUCGAUCGUCGUUGCUUGUGCCAAAGCUGGCCACCGCACGAAGCGACAGGGAAGAGAAGUUCAUCUCCCGAGGCCACAACUUCCACGCUGAGCUGACUCACUGACAACUGCACCUGGGUCUGUGACGUGGAUUGAACAUCAGACAACUCCGAGCAUCAUCGACCCACCAUGUUUCUGCACAAGACCCUCCUGAACUGCUCUCCCCCGGUCACCCCAUGUAUGCUCAUCUCUUUUCUCCUGGUUCUGCUCCCGGGAGUCACUCACUUCUCCCAGGGCAGCGCCAGCCCUGAAGAUGUUGACAGCCCACGAGACAACUGCUCCACUGCGAGUAACUGCUCCGAUGGGGUGGUGCUGCCCCUGUGGAACCCCCAAAACCCUGCGGUGGGCGACAAGGUGGCGCGCGCCAUUGUUUACUUUGCAGCUCUUAUUUACAUGUUCCUGGGCAUGUCCAUCAUCGCAGACCGCUUCAUGUCUUCUAUCGAGGUCAUCACCUCUCAGGAAAAGGAGAUCACUAUCAAGAAGCCCAACGGCGAGACGAUCACGACUACCGUGCGCGUCUGGAACGAGACGGUGUCCAACCUCACCCUGAUGGCGCUGGGCUCGUCAGCACCAGAGAUCUUGCUGUCUGUCAUCGAGGUGAUCGGCCAUGAUUUUGAGGCUGGAUCUCUGGGUCCCAGCACCAUCGUGGGCAGCGCCGCUUUCAACAUGUUCAUUAUCAUCGCUAUCUGUGUCUAUGUGGUGCCAGAGAACGAAACCCGCAAGAUAAAGCACCUCCGGGUGUUUUUUGUCACUGCUGCCUGGAGCAUUUUCGCGUACAUCUGGCUGUAUCUCAUCCUGUCCGUGUUCUCCCCCGGCGAGGUGGCAGUCUGGGAGGCCGUCCUCACCUUCCUCUUCUUCCCUCUCUGUGUGCUGCAAGCCUGGAUCGCAGACCGACGCCUGCUCUUCUACAAGUACGUCCACAAGCGUUACCGCGCGGACAAGACCCGUGGCAUCAUCAUCGAGUCGGAGGGGGACGCCAUGUUCACCAAAAUGGACUUGGAGAUGGACGGCCAGGGUGGGAACUCGCACACUCACCCCAAAGAGGCUCUGGAUGGGAUGCUGGAAGGGGUGGAGGAAGGUGGAGGGACGAGCGCGGAGCAAGAUCAAGACGAGGAGGCCCGGCGGGACAUGGCUCGCACGCUGAAAGAGCUGAAGCAGAGGCAUCCGGAGAAGGACAUGGAGCAGCUGAUUGAGAUGGCCAACUACCAAGUGCUGGUCCAGCAGCAGAAGAGUCGGGCCUUUUAUCGCAUCCAGGCCACGCGCAUGAUGAUCGGAGCUGGGAACAUCUUGAAGAAGCAUGCCGCUGACCAGGCCAGGAAGGUGGUGAGCUGUCAUGAGGCGAGUGGGCAAGAGGAAGACCCCAACACCAUCUACCUGCAGUUCGACCCCUCCCACUACCAGUGCUUUGAGAAUUGUGGUUCCCUCAAGCUGUCAGUGAGCCGACAUGGAGGAGAAAAUGGCUGCACUGUGAAAGUAGACUACCGUACAGAGGAUGCGACCGCCAACGCAGGCUCAGACUAUGAGUUUGCAGAGGGCACUUUGGUCUUCAAGCCUGGCGAGGCGACAAAAGAAUUCACCGUCGGCGUGAUUGACGAUGACAUCUUCGAGGAGGACGAGCAUUUCUACGUGCGCCUCAGCAACCCGCGUAUCGUGCACCGCGCCGAGGUCUCGGUCCUGGAGCCGAGCUCCAUCACCUCCAGCAACAGCACGGUGGGCAUCUCCCCCCACGUUCCUCCGAAGGCGGCCCUGGGCGGCGCUCACACCGCCACGGUUACCAUCUACGACGACGACCACGCUGGCAUAUUCACGUUUGAGAGCAACUCCACCAGGGUCAGCGAGAGCGUCGGCAACAUGCAGGUGAAGGUUCACCGGACGUCCGGGGCCAGGGGGAAGGUGGCGGUGCCGUACCACACUGUCGAGGGCACCGCCAAGGCCGGGGAGGACUACGAGGAGGUGUCUGGCAAGCUGGAGUUUCAGAACGACGAGACCAUGAAGCUGAUGAACGUGAAGAUCAUCGACGACGAGGAGUACGAGAAGAACAAGAUCUUCACCAUUGUGUUGGAGGAGCCCAUCCUGCUGGACGUGGGACAGAGACACGGAGACACCAACGAUAACAAGACAGCUGCGGGACCAGAGGACGUGUCAAAGAUGGGCUGCCCCUGCCUGGGAGAGCACACUAAGCUGGAGGUGGUCAUUGAGGAGUCUUAUGAAUUUAAGAGCACAGUGGACAAGCUGAUCAAGAAGACGAACCUGGCUCUGGUGGUGGGGAGCAGCAGCUGGAGGGAGCAGUUUGUUAGUGCCGUCACAGUCAGUGCAGGCGACGAUGACGAGGAGGAGAGCGGCGAGGAGCGCUUGCCGUCCUGCUUCGAUUACAUCAUGCACUUCCUGACAGUUUUCUGGAAAGUCCUCUUCGCGUUUGUUCCGCCCACUGAGUACUGGAACGGCUGGGCCUGCUUCUUUGUGUCCAUCUCCCUCAUCGGCGCUCUGACGGCCGUGACCGGGGACCUGGCCUCUCAUUUCGGCUGCACCAUCGGCCUCAAAGACUCCGUCACCGCCGUGGUGUUCGUGGCCCUCGGCACCUCUGUUCCAGACACAUUUGCCAGUAAAGUGGCGGCCAUCCAGGACCAAUACGCUGACGCCUCCAUCGGUAACGUGACCGGCAGCAACGCGGUGAACGUGUUCCUGGGCAUCGGGGUGGCGUGGACCAUCGCGGCCGUUUACUGGCAGAGCAAAGGCAAGGUGUUCAAGGUGAACCCGGGCUCCCUGGCCUUCUCCGUCACCCUCUUCACCGUCAUGGCCAUGAUGUGUGUGCUGGUGCUGCUCUACCGCCGGCGUCCCAGCAUAUCGGGCGGAGAGCUCGGGGGCCCACGGACAGCCAAGCUCGUCACCUUCUUCCUCUUCCUCUCCGUCUGGUUCAUCUACAUCCUGUUGUCCUCCUUGGAGGCGUACUGCCACAUGCCUGGUUUCUGAGGGAAACGCACAGACACAACCCUUCUCCUUGUUUUUACAGUCUACUGAACGUGUUUUCUCUCUCCGUAUUUUCACAAAAGUUUAUAGCUAUUUGUAUUAUUAGUUGUUACUGAUACUGCUCAAUAUCUGAUCGACUUUGAAUCUUUGGACGUUAGAACUUUGCCACCAUCUACUACGCUGUGAAGGAUAGCCGCUGAAACUGAACCUCCUCCUCAACUUUUCUUCCUUUUUUUGAAACGUAAUGUUCCAAAGGAACAUCUGUCAGCAUAAAUCCCAUUAAACAUUCACGUCACUCAACGUGUAAAACUUGUGGCAUCAUGUCCUUAAUCAGAGGACGAUUAUUUAAGUUUUAAAGUGUUAAGAAAGCACAAGAUUGAAGGAAGUUUGGGAAAAAUUGAAGGUGGUGCAUGAGAUGACAUAUACUUGACAUUCACAUAAAGGGAAAGACAUGACUGAGGCAAGGAGGACCUGUAAAACAUAUUUGUGUGUGGAUAUUUAUUACUCAAAUCUAUACAUUAAUUAUUCACUGUAUAUCAUGUAAAAGAUGAACAUUGUGCGUGGGAGUUUUGUGAGUACGUGUGUUUACUUUUGCACGUGAUCAGAGUUUCUUGGUAAUCAACUUUAAAGUACUGUAUGUGAUAUUUUUGACAUGGCACUCGAUGUGUUGGUGUAUUCCUGUAAAUGUGAAGCAUAGCAUUCACUGCCCGGCGGUGCCCUUUCCCAUGAAGCUUUCUCAGUCAGUAUCAUGUUCGACAUAGCCAGGGUUUAUUUUAAAGAACAGAAAUCAACAUGGAGCAGAGUGCCAGCUUUAAAUUGUAUUAUGAAGUAUAACUUCUUUGAGCACAUUUAUAAUUUGUGUGUGUGUGUGCGUGCGUGCGUGCGUGUGUGUGUGUGUGCGCUCCUCUCUAGCACAAAAUGUCGGUAGGAAUGUCACGAUCUCGUCACUGACAAUUGGUACGGUGCACAGAUGCGGAACAGCACUUUUUCUUAUCCGUCAUGCUGACACUGUGAACAUCUUUCAACCGCAUCACUUUUAGCAAGAGCACGGCAGAGAACAAAGGGGCCACUUUUCAGAUGGCCGCAGGCGGAGCGAGGUCCCCGUCACAGCACAAUCGCCAAACGCGUCCAUCAUUUGAAAUGGAAAGUUGUGCUGAGAGAGACGACGUGUACAGUAUUUCCUGAGAGUGUCUCCCUGUGUCACACAGCAGUUGAUAUUGAACUUUUUUUGUCGUUGUUUUUUGGUUUGUUUUUUUACCUAGAAUCUGUAGAGCCAUAUUUAUUGUAACAGUAUUACAGUAGAGGUAUUUAUAUGAUCCGUUUUUGGUUUAAUUGAUAUGCACGUUUAAUGUACAAAAAGUGGAAAUAAAUGUUGCAGAUUUA
Messenger RNA from Scophthalmus maximus (turbot), 4837 nucleotides. It is a transcript of the gene slc8a4a, whose product is annotated as solute carrier family 8 member 4a. Gene Ontology annotation, cellular component: sarcolemma; postsynapse; axon. The coding region runs from base 617 to 3457 and encodes 946 amino acids. The record is from RefSeq and is a predicted model, not a curated record. Lineage: Eukaryota; Metazoa; Chordata; Actinopteri; Pleuronectiformes; Scophthalmidae. Gene Ontology annotation, biological process: calcium ion import across plasma membrane; cell communication; sodium ion transmembrane transport. Gene Ontology annotation, molecular function: calcium:sodium antiporter activity. The transcript is spliced from 9 exons.